Drosophila mauritiana is the source of this 1774-nucleotide messenger RNA. RefSeq names its product RNA polymerase-associated protein RTF1 homolog. The transcript is spliced from 2 exons. The record is from RefSeq and is a predicted model, not a curated record. Gene Ontology annotation, cellular component: Cdc73/Paf1 complex. NCBI's taxonomy places the organism in Eukaryota, Metazoa, Arthropoda, Insecta, Diptera, Drosophilidae. The coding region runs from base 190 to 1503 and encodes 437 amino acids. Gene Ontology annotation, molecular function: RNA polymerase II C-terminal domain phosphoserine binding; DNA binding.
GGAACAAGCGUACUAUUUUCUCAGCCUAAAACUAAUUGAAAUUCAUGUUACAGCUGAUACCUCAAAAUUUCUUCAAAAGUCUCGGUGAAUUGGAUCGAACUCGAUUUAUGAGUGGGAGGAGUAUUCAACAUUCCAUUGAAGCUGGGAAAGAGCUCAGGGACAUCGCAGGGACACUGAGAGGAUUGCAGAAUGGAUGAGCGCUCACGGACAAGACGAAAGAUCACAAAAGAGCGGGAGUCUGGUGGCAAAACAGCACAUGCUUUUGAGCGAUUAUUGGCAAUUCGCAACAAUAAAUUAAGCAAGGAAAAAUGUUCCGAAGACCGUGCAGAGCAGACGAAGGCUAGUAAUGAUUGCCAGACACAAAAGCAUACGGAUCUAAAUAUCGAGGUCAAGGAGACUUAUUCCGGCGAUUCCUCGCCUAACAGUGAGAGAGACAAUGCAGCCCAAAACGAUUCGCAAACGAAGGUUGAAAGCGAAGAACGCGUGUCCAACCUGGAACAGCUAAGUCGAGCAGUGUUAAAACGGAGCGACAUAAAGAACUUACUGGAUAAACCUAUUUUCGCGGAGGCUGUGAUCGGAUCCUUUGUGCGUCUAAAUGUCGGAAAAAUCUACUGCAUCUACGAAACUAUUGCUCUGCAUCAGGACAGAAAGGACUACCGGGUAGACGGUAAGCGUACGAAUCUGAUCCUGGUCUUGAGGUGCGGUUCCGAAAAGCGUUAUUCACGUAUAGACGUGGUUUCCAAUCAGCCAAUUACACAAAAGGAAUUCUUGUUGUGGUUGGAAACCAAUCUGCGCAAUCGAUGCACUUUGCCAACACUUAAUGACAUCGCCAAAAAACAGGUGCAGGUAAAAAAUGCCUGUAAGUACUCGUACACUGAAACUGAUGUGGAGAAGCUGAUUCAAGCCAAAAGAGAAGCUGGUAUAAAGCAGAACGCCGCUUACAGAAAAAUUAGUCUAAUUAUAGAGCGUGAUAUGGCAGCGGGUAUGAACGACGUGGAAAAAGUGCAAGUGUUGGAGAAGAAAAUCCUAGAGAUCGACGAGGAACCCAGAACCCAGCUCGAAAAAUCUGGCCAGCAUCGGUACCAAGUCCUUAGUUCUACACGCGUGGUUCAUGUGCCUACCAUUUACAGGCACGAGUUGGGUGUGCCUUCCGGCGGCAAAAGGUCCUUUGAUAAGCGAACCGCGAAGCCCGAUCAACAUGAGCUGGAGAAGUAUAUGCGACGAAAAUACAAAAAAAGCGCUGUCGUCAGUCGCAGUCGAUUUAAAGAAACAUUUGAAGAUUGCGGGGAUUCUUCAGCUAUGGUCAACAAAAGUCAUACGGAAAAUCAAAAGAAAGAGGGUGAUGCUGAGACGGAGACGGAGAAAAUGACAGAGGAAGAUCUCAAUUUGCAAAGGUUAAACACUUUUAAUAUUGAAUUAGAUACCACGGGAUUGGUUCCUUUUCAUGAAAUUUUCCCGAAUGUGAAGUUCAAUAGCCCUUGGGACGAGAUAAUGAAAGGCUAGAUUGCACGGGCAGUGCAAUCUAUUGAUGUUUUGUUGACCCGUUCGCUAGUUCUAUCGCUUUCGCGAGCGGCAAUUGGAAGUGCCGACUUAAAAUGUGCUCGACCAGAUAGUGUAUUUUUUAAGUCCAUAUCCCUGUGUAAUGCAAAGCUACCCCCUUGGGGAAUUACUUUAUAAUAAUACGUUUUUGCAAAUCGUUUUCAUGUUUUUGAUAUGAAUAUCGAUGGAAAUUGGAAAUAUAUACCUUAUGGGGUCAAUGUGGUUUAUGGAGUCU